Messenger RNA from Mauremys mutica (yellowpond turtle), 1017 nucleotides. RefSeq names its product olfactory receptor 10C1-like. The transcript has 3 exons. Gene Ontology annotation, cellular component: membrane. Lineage: Eukaryota; Metazoa; Chordata; Testudines; Geoemydidae. Gene Ontology annotation, molecular function: olfactory receptor activity; G protein-coupled receptor activity. Gene Ontology annotation, biological process: G protein-coupled receptor signaling pathway. The record is from RefSeq and is a predicted model, not a curated record. The coding region runs from base 1 to 1017 and encodes 338 amino acids.
AUGAGAAAAAACACCUCUGUGAUUGAGUUUGUCAUACUGGGCUUCUCUGAUUACCCAGACAUGAAUCCUGGUUUGUUCAUGGUUUUUCUAUGUAUUUACAUCAUCACAGUGCUGGGCAACAUCCUCAUCAUUAUCAUCAUAAGUGUGGAUCCUGUUCUUCACACUCCUAUGUAUUUCUUCCUCAGGACCUUGUCUUUCCUGGAGAUCUGUUACACAUCAGUGACUCUACCCAAGAUACUAGCCAACUUGGUCUCAGAGAGUAAAACCAUAUACUUUGCCAGUUGUGCUGUACAGAUGUAUUUCUCUCUGUUCUUCGGUGUUACUGAAUGCUUCCUGCUUGCUUGUAUGGCCUAUGACCGCUACAGUGCCAUAUGCAAUCCAUUGCUCUACACUGCCAUCAUGAAUAAGAGGGUUUGCAUCCAGCUGACAGGUGGCUCAUCUAUCUGUGGCACCUUGGCGGCCAUGGGGCACACAACUUCUGUCUUCACACUUCCUUUUUGUGGAUCCAAUGUAAUCAAUCACUUAUUUUGUGAAAUCCAGCCAGUGCUGAAGCUGGUGUGUGGGGACACCUCUUGGAUUGAGAUCCUGGUAAUUUUGGGUGCUGCCUUUGUCCUCAUACUGCCUUUCAUGCUGAUCCUGGUGUCCUACAUCUGUAUCAUCUCCACCAUCCUGAAAAUUAGGUCCGCUGAAGGCAGGCGCAGAGCCUUCUCCACCUGCUCCUCACACCUCAUUGUGGUCACGUUGCUCUAUGGGACGGCCCUUAUCAUGUAUGUGCGCCCCAAGUCCAGCUUCUCUCCAGAUGUGGACAAGUUACUCUCUCUGUUCUACACAGUGGUGACUCCAAUCUUGAAUCCCAUUAUCUACAGCCUCAGGAACAAGGAGGUGAAAGAUGCCUUGAGGAAAAGCGUUUGGCAGCCACCUGUUUUCCAGGAACUGUCUCCUGGAGGUAGGUUUGGGGAGUGUUUUCUUGCAAGAAACAAGGAGGAGGAGUUGGAUACAGUAGCAGCUGCCCCAUAA